AAGAGUAAUGAAAGUAUCAGUUUGCAGUGAUGUUUUUGUGUCAUUUCAGAGCUCGUUUGGCAUCACUCCUUUCAUUUAGUUUGGUAGAACUAUAGAAACCUUGACCUCUCUUCUAUCCAGCUAGUGAGCGCCGGCUUCCACACGUUCCAGGGACAAGUCUACGGAGACCUUGGACUCCGGAGGCUCUUUGAUGCAGGGUCGUCGGUCCAUCGGCCACGCGCCGUACUGCGUCAUCAACCAGAAAGCAUGUUCAAGUUUCUGCCUCUGGAUGCGAAGGGGUACGCGUUCAUGUAGUAUUUCUAUUGGGGCCGGCUCCACUUCCUGCUGCAAUUCGUUUUUGCGAGGAUCCCGCCGCUGCAUACGGAGUAAUUCGUCAUACUUCAAGCGUUCAAGCAGGCUGUCAGGCUUCAUAUAAUCAUAUUCCGGGUUAAUUGUACGAUGCAUGGCUUCACGGAGCUGACCGUCUGGCUGCUGCUCUUGAGCAGCUCGGCAUCCUACUUGGGUCAUGCCACUGUACUUGACGAUUUUCCUGACUUCCGAUGCUUGAAGGAGCUCAAACGAUCGUUGAUUGAUCCUAACGGCAGGCUCGAAUCCUCGUGGAAUUUUACUGACGCCGACACUCCCGGACCUCCCGGUCGCAUAUGCCGAUUCGCCGGCGUGGUAUGCAAAUAUGGGGACACGGUUUUCGGUUUGUCUCUAGGUAAUCUUGGUCUCCAAGGUCCCUUCCCUCGAGGCCUUGAGCAUUGCAGUUCCAUGAACUCUCUGGACCUGUCAGGCAACGAUCUUUCUGGGCCUCUCCCAGAACAGAUCAAAGACCGGAUGCCCCCCUUCUUGAAUGUUCUGGACCUGUCGAACAACAGCUUCUCAGGUGGAAUCCCCGCCGGCAUCGGAGAAAUGAGCUACCUGAGGGAGCUCUACCUUCAGCAUAAUCAGUUGGACGGCCGGAUUCCGGGGCAGCUGAUCAAGAUUUCAUGGCUGCGUUCAUUCAGCGUCGCGGGCAACUCGUUGUCGGGUCCGAUCCCGGGCUCUCUACAGCUCUAUCCGUGCGCCAACUUCACGGGCAACCUGGGGCUCUGGGGAGCGCCGCUGGACCGGGAGUGCGGGAAGCGACCGACCAGCCGGAACAGGAUCGACGAUUCGUCCAGCGUCGGUGCAGCGGUUGGGUUCGUCGUGGGGUUCGUGGUGGCCUUCUACUUCUCUCAUUGGUUCAUCUGCUGCGGGAGGUUCCGGCCCUACAUCGUCCCUGUGUGCACUGCACGUGAUGCAUCUCUUUCUUCUGUCGGACUCUCUUUGCAGUGAUCAAGUAGUCGCCGCAAUGCGUCAAGCCUAAUUACGAGGCAGGCGUAGUGGGUUGUGAAGUUAAACCAAGAGGGAGUAGAUUGUUCUAACAAAGCGGCGAUUAUAUCAGCACAGUUAUGUAGCGGUGCCGGUAGAAGCUGUCACAUGGUGGUGUGCUGUCACACUUUAUUAUUAUAUUUUGUUAUGCGUCAAUGGUGUAUGGUAUGUGAAUGAUAUUUUGGUUGGUAUAUGGUAUCGGUCAAUGGUAUAUGGUAUUGGUAUAU
This is a messenger RNA of Brachypodium distachyon (stiff brome), 1562 nucleotides long. RefSeq names its product probable inactive receptor kinase At1g27190. The coding region runs from base 439 to 1299 and encodes 286 amino acids. Gene Ontology annotation, molecular function: protein binding. The record is from RefSeq and is a predicted model, not a curated record. Lineage: Eukaryota; Viridiplantae; Streptophyta; Magnoliopsida; Poales; Poaceae. The transcript has 3 exons.